AACAAAGUGCAGAGUGGAGCGGACGGUCACAGUUGUGCCCGGGAUUGUAGCAGAGAGAGUUAGAGAGAGAGCAGCCCCUUCUGCAGCCUAUUAGCUCAUCACCAUGGAUGUCAAACUGCUGGCCCUGAUGGCUCUGCUGGCCGUGGCCACACAUGUACCAACCUCCAACGCAAAGCCCAUCAGCCUGGUAGAGCGGUGCUGGUGUCGGUCCACCCUCAACACGGUUCCUCAGCGGUCCAUCAAAGAGCUCAAGUUCCUCCACACACCCAACUGCCCCUUCCAAGUCAUUGCCAAGCUGAAGAACAACAGGGAAGUUUGCAUCAACCCAGAGACCAAGUGGCUGCAGCAGUACUUAAAGAAUGCCAUUAACAAGGUGAAGAAAUCUAAGAGACGCACUAACAAGAAAAACUAAACACAAGGGGAAGACAUGUAUGUGGUCAGAUCUACCAUCCCUGAGUAGAACCUGUACAUCUCCCUGUCACUACUAUGGAUGUAUGCAAACACGCUGUGUGUACCUGUCUGGACCUCUCUGGACCGCUUGCAGAACCAGCACUUCACCGCCAAAUCGUGCCAUCCCAAUUAUACCUUAGAGACUUUGACGGGACACAUUCUGAUAUCAGAUGUGUGUGUGUGUGUGUGUGUGUGUGUGUGUGUGUGUGUGUUUGAAUGUGAUUCACAUGAACUAACUCUAGUAUUUUCUGACUAUAAAGGAACAACUUGAGCUUUCUGUCUUACACAAGGCAUAUCGUCACCCAAGUGAAAAUAUAUUUACAGCAAUACACUUACUUCAACUUUAUUGGGUUUUGAAAAGAGUGCAUUCUACUUAUCAUUUACUGUAAUUAAAAGUAUUUAAGAUGGUGAUGUUAAAUACCUCUUCAGACGUCUCAUAUGAGGUGAAUUAGGCAUUAGUCCAGGACUUGGGGGGUCAUGGGACAGACACAGAGAGGCUGGCCAAUGGGGUCACAAGCAGUGACCAAUCAGGGCAGGCCAUGCUACAACAAUAUCAUGAAUUGUCUUCAAGCUUGCGCCACCAUCAGGAGCAAAACAGAUGGAAGCUCACAAACACUGCUGAGGAACAAGCACUGAUUUGAUGGUGCUAUACAUUCAGUAUAAGGGGUCAGAGCCAUUGACAUAAUUAUUUUUCACAGUUUAUUUUAUGCAAGCUUUAAGAUGAGAUGUCGUGACCUCUAUGUCUUAUAUGAAACACAAUUAUGUUUUUUCCAGUCACAAAAUAUUGAAAGCGCUGUUGUUAGAGUCUGAUAUAGAAAGCUGAUGUUGUGUCAAAGCUAUACUGUACUGAUAAAUACUAUAAAGAAGUGGAAUAAUACUUAUCAAUGCAGCUUUUUGUUGAUUGAACAUAUCAGUAAACAGAGACCAAAUAUUUAUACAGUAAAACAUACAAAACACGAAGAAACCUGUGAACCUCAAAAAGCAUGACUUCCUAUUUCAUUUAUCCUUAGAAAAAUGUAGAAGAUAAUCAUAAUUCUUAAUGUUUUACCCAAAGGGUAUCAAAAGGGAGAAGUUAAAUGUAUAUCACAACAACAGAGUAAAUCAGCUGCAGUAUGUUCAUACCAACACCUGUCCUUGGUAGGAAUGAAAAGCUAAUAUUUCGUCACAUUAAACAACUGAAUUAUAAUUGUUACAAAGAGAAUGUUCACGGUGACAAAAAAAAAGUUAUCCUUUUUUCAUAUAUUUGAGCCACUUUAUUAUCAUGUGAGUCUUUAAAUGUAAGUGUUUUAUUUUUAUAUUGUGUAUAAUCUUACUAAAUGCUUUUGUUAAUGCAAUGUACAGUAGGCAGUAGCUACUAAAUGAAGGCUAGUCCAUACAAUGCAAGAAAUGUAUUAAACUUCAUUUUAAAGAUUUCAUGCAAUAUUUCACAAAUAUGUAAUGAGUUGUUUGCAAAUAUGUUAUACACAGUAUGCAACACAUUCCUUUUUCAAAGGAAUAAAAUGUUAUUUUGUGGUAAAAUCUGGUUAAAAAAA
Messenger RNA from Micropterus salmoides (largemouth bass), 1982 nucleotides. It is a transcript of the gene cxcl12b, whose product is annotated as chemokine (C-X-C motif) ligand 12b (stromal cell-derived factor 1). Gene Ontology annotation, cellular component: extracellular region. Gene Ontology annotation, biological process: chemokine-mediated signaling pathway; chemotaxis; defense response. The transcript is spliced from 4 exons. Lineage: Eukaryota; Metazoa; Chordata; Actinopteri; Centrarchiformes; Centrarchidae. The record is from RefSeq and is a predicted model, not a curated record. The coding region runs from base 104 to 412 and encodes 102 amino acids. Gene Ontology annotation, molecular function: chemoattractant activity; chemokine activity.